GUAUGGUUGUUGCAUUGGGGGAAACUGCAUAUGGAGAUCCGAGUAUAACCUCUUCAUAUAACGUAGACAUACACCAAGAUGUCAUUAUUCUGCAGUCUGGAAUAUCGCUAAAUUUCGAACAAUUAAAUUUCCCAUUGGGUCUUAAAUAUAUAAAAAAAUUUGAAAUGAACAACCCAGAGAUUAGCGUAAAUGUUUUCGGUUAUGAAAACAAGUCGGUCGUUGGUCCAUAUUACUUAACAAAGGAGACGAAAAGCAAUCACAUUAAUUUAAUAUUGCUGCACAACGAAGAAAAUUUCCAUUACAUUUUGGUUAUGGAUAUGUCUUGUCUUAUGCGGUCUCAAUUCACAAGUCAUAAGGAGAAAGGUUACUUUUGUUUUGGAUGCCUGCAAUGUUUCCACGAUGAAAAUAAAUGUAUGACUCACAAAAAGCAGUGUGGAAAAGUAGUCUGUGCCCUGCCGAACAAAAAAGAAGCCGUACUAAAGUUCGUCAAUCACAAGAAAAAGGAUAAGGUGCCUUUCGUUAUUUAUGCUGACUCCGAAAGUGUACUGGAAGACGUGCAGGAAGAUGAGAACAAUGGGGCGAGUAAAAAAACGGAAAAGGUAAAGAAGCAUAUUCCAUGUGCUUUUAGUUAUUUUAUUAAAUGUAGUUUUAAUGAAAAUUUAAAUAAGUUAUUUAUAUAUAGUGGUCCCGACGCAGCAAAUGUUUUUCUGAAAGAACUAAUUCAGGAUUGUAAAUUUUUGUAUGAUAGUUACCUAACCAAAACGAAACCUAUGAAUACUCUAACCCCCGAAGAAGAGACAGCCUUUCUUAGGGAUAUCAAUUGUCGUAUAUGUGGCGACAUUUUAGGUAACGAUAGGGUGAAAGAUCAUUGUCACUUAACGGGGCAAUAUCGAGGUGCGGUACAUAACCAUUGCAAUCUGCAAUAUCAUCUACCUAAAUUUAUUCCAAUAUAUUUCCACAAUUUUUCUUCGUACGACUGUCACCUCUUCUUUAAAGAGUUAGUUGAAUUUGGAGGUGAAAUAAGAGUCAUACCUCAAAACAAAGAAAAAUAUAUUUCAAUGUCUUAUUUCAUUAAUAUGGAUAACGAGUCAACCGACUCUAGUUCUUUAAAAAGUACAGUUGUUGUAGGAGAAGAAGAAGAUUCGAGUGAGGAAGAUGAUGAGGAAUUCCAGCAAGAAGAGGAAAGUGAGGGCAAAAAAGAGAAGAAAAAGAAAAUGAAUAGAUUAGAGCAUCGUUUCUUAGAUAGUUUUCGAUUUAUGCCUACUAGUUUGGAUAAAUUAGCAAGGAAUUUAUCUCGAGAUUCUUUUGUUGCUGUCAGAUCUCAUUUUCCUGAUGAUGAAUCAUUUGAACUUAUGACUAGGAAAGGAGUAUUUCCCUACGAAUAUAUGUCAUCAUUUGAAAAAUUGAAGGAGAAACAACUUCCCCCUAUAGACCAAUUUUAUAAUAAGUUGACCGAUACUGAAUGCUCGUCAGACGAUUAUAGGCAUGCAACAAAUGUUUGGUCACAUUUUCGAUGUCAAACUAUGCAAGACUACAUGGAUUUGUACUUAAAAGCUGAUGUCUUGCUUUUAGCAGACGUAUUUGAAAAUUUCAGGAGCUUAUGUAUGCGAAUUCACGAACUGGACCCUUGUCAAUAUCUCACAGCACCAUCUCUAUCUUGGGAUGCAAUGCUACUAUGUACUAAAGUCGAACUUGAGCUACUCAGAGAUAUAGACAUGUACAAUUUCUGCAAAAAUGGUAUUCGGGGAGGGCUUACCCAGUGCUCAAACAGACACUCGGUAGCAAAUAAUGAAGAUGCUCCCAAUUAUAAUAGUGCCAAACCAGAGGUAAAUAUCUAUUAUUUGGAUGUAAAUAAUUUAUAUGGUACAGUUAUGACUGAGUGUCUCCCUGAAAAAGAUUUUAGAUGGGUGGAGGGUUAUGAAAUGGAGAAAUUCAAUGAUCCAGCUGUAAUAUUAUCUAUUCCUGACAACGCUCCUACUGGUUUUAUUUUAGAGGUUGAUAUUGAAUAUCCACCGCACCUUCACGACAAACAUAACGAUUUACCUUUUUUGGCGGAGAAAAAGUGUGUUGAAGGCUCAAAAACUGAAAAACUGAUUGCAGAUUUUACUGACAAAACAUCAUACACCAUACACUACAAAUUACUUAAGCAAUCUCUGAAACAUGGACUAAUUCUUAAGAAAGUCCAUAGAGUUUUGGCUUUCACACAAAGCGCUUGGUUAGCUCCUUACAUACUGAAGAAUAAUGAACAUAGGGAAAAGGCUGAAAAUGCCUUUGAAAAAGAUUUUUUUAAAUUAUUGAAUAACUCUUCAUUCGGUAAGACAAUGGAGAAUAUCGACAAAAGAAAAACUGUGAAAAUUGUGACAAUGUGGGUAGAUGAGGCAAACCAAAGAAGAAGGAAUGUUGCUAGUAAAUUAAUCUCGAAGCCAAAUUUUCACAGCCUUUCGAUAUUCUCCGAAAAUAUGGUUGCUAUUCAAAUUAGGAAUGUCAGAGUAAAAUAUGAUAGACCAUUGUACUUAGGGUUCUGCAUAUUAGAUUUAUCAAAGUGGCGUCCCGCUAAAAAGUAUAAAAUGAUUGUUUACAACACGAAGCGAUUUAUUAGAAAGAAACACGUUCAAGGAGGAGGACUGGUAAAUAAGUUGAUUAACUCUUUACCCGUUGAACUUCAUUUACCAGGAUAUCAAUUUUGUGGACCUGGAACAAAGCUAGAAAAACGUAUUCAAAGAGGAGAUCAAGGUAUUAAUCCAUUAGAUGCAGCGUGUAGAGCACACGAUAUUGCCUAUUCACAAAAUAAAGAUAUUGAACAACGUCACAUUGCUGAUCGUGAACUAACUGAACGGGCUUGGGAGCGACAACAACGACAACAACAACAAGAACACAAAAGCAAUUCAAGGCAACAAAAGCAAUUUGAGGAAAAUAUGUGUGGGCGUUUAUUUGGCAGACAGGAGCGUGGGCAAAAGGGGGAUUUCCACAUGAGUGAAUUAAGGAUUUCUAGAAAAUACUAUUCCAAAUCGUAA
Messenger RNA from Musca domestica (house fly), 3014 nucleotides. RefSeq lists its product as uncharacterized. Lineage: Eukaryota; Metazoa; Arthropoda; Insecta; Diptera; Muscidae. Bases 3 to 3014 code for a protein of 1003 amino acids. The transcript is spliced from 4 exons. Gene Ontology annotation, biological process: phospholipid metabolic process; DNA replication; arachidonate secretion. The record is from RefSeq and is a predicted model, not a curated record. Gene Ontology annotation, molecular function: A2-type glycerophospholipase activity; structural molecule activity; DNA-directed DNA polymerase activity.